Molecule: messenger RNA, 3634 nt
Organism: Zingiber officinale
Lineage: Eukaryota; Viridiplantae; Streptophyta; Magnoliopsida; Zingiberales; Zingiberaceae
Product: N-terminal acetyltransferase B complex auxiliary subunit NAA25-like
Exons: 16
Coding region: 813-3308 (831 amino acids)
Biological process (GO): N-terminal peptidyl-methionine acetylation
Cellular component (GO): NatB complex; cytoplasm
Molecular function (GO): protein-N-terminal amino-acid acetyltransferase activity; protein binding
Source: RefSeq, a predicted model, not a curated record
UUAGAGAUACUCAACGAUAGUAUUAGAGAUGGGGUUUCUAUUAGGGCCCAUUUGUUUUAUUUUAUUUUUCUACUACAAGGUUGUUAUUUUUAUGCAUUUUGGUACUUUGGUGUAUUCUUUUCAUUUGUUAGCAUGAGUCCAUUUUGUCCAUCACGACGAGCCCAGUAGAGUAAUUAUUGUGAGUCGGACAUUAUGUUAAUAUUUUUCGAUAAUGUUAAAUAGAUUGUUAAGUAUUCAUAUUUGUUAUCGCUUGGUGCAUCCUUAAGGGUAUUGCUUGUAGAUAUUGUUGCGACCUGAAGACUUCCAUCUUUAUAUAAGGGAUAGUCUCCUUGAUCACGACAAUAUUUAUUACUGCACCAUAACCACAAGUAAUACCUCUAAAAGUGCAAAAGGCUAUAAUAAACAAAAAUACUUAAUAUUUUUUAACAUUAUAAAAAAAUGUUAACACAAUACCUGACUCAAAAUAAUGACUCUGUUAGACUCAUGACGACUGAUAAAAUGGACUCAUGCUGAUAAAUGGAAACUACCAAAAUACAUAAAAGUAAGAAUUCCUGUAAUAACAAAUAAAACAAAACAAAUGAAUCCUAAUAGAAAUUGUCUCCAAUACUAUUGCUAAGCAUCUCUAAGUUUAUCCUAUAAAAUUGCCCAAACUUUGAAGUUCAGCUCAGGUCUGCGAAUCUGUAGGUCAAAGGAAAAGAGGGAGUGAGCAUAUAGUGCAAAGUGUAGUAAGAAGAAAAGUGCACGAACCAAAAUCAUAAAAGGUACAUUGUAGCAGCACCAGCCAGAAACUCCUGCAGUUAGCUGAGGCAUUAAUGAAGAAGCACAUGGCUUCCAAUAGCCUGCAUGAUCCGGAAGCACUCGUCCUAUACUUGUCGCUUCUGGAACAACAAGAAAAGUUUGACGCUGCUGUGGAAGUUCUAUCUGGGGAUCUUGGCUCUCUUAUAGGAAUUCAAGAGGACAAAUUGCGGAUCCAGGGGAGGCUUCUAGCUCGUGCAUGCAACUAUUCUGCCGCUACUGAGAUCUUUGAGAGGGUUCUAGUGUCAUGUCCUGAUGAUUGGGAGGUAUUCCUGUGCUAUCUAGGCUGUCUGUUGGAGGAUGAUCUAAAUUGGUUAAAGAUGGAUGCUACCAUGCAAAUCUGCUCACCAUCUUUUGAUGACAAUGGAGCUUGCAAGGCAAACCACUUGAGCAAUGAUGAGUUUAAUUCCCGCAUCUCCAGUGCAGUGUCACUUGUUCAGAGGCUGCAAACGGAUUGCAAUGGCAGUUUUGUCAGAGGUGCUUUCCUAGCAAAUAUUGAAAUUGAACGCCGUUGUCGGUUGUGUGGUACCAAGCAUGAUGACAACUUUGUGGAGGCUUUGCUAACUUACUUCUAUAGGUUUGGACACUUAUCUUGUUUUGCUUCUGAUGUGGAAAAUUUUCUCCACUUACUUACUCUAGAAGAGAAAGAUAAAUUUCUAGAGAAGCUCAUGAAAACAUUAGAGUCCCCCCCUGCAUCUCCACUAAAAGCACUGGAUCAAGCUAUCUCCAUUUUCAAAGUUCAUGAGUCUCUUGGUGUCAUGUUCUCUCUCCCUCUUACAGACCUGGAAGUCACUACUAAAAGAAUGCUACAGAUGUACUGUAAAAAUCUUACACUAUCAAAGGACUUGGAUCCUCAAGAAAACAUGCAUGGAGAAGAGUUGUUGUCAAUGAUCAGCAAUAUCCUUGUCGUUCUAUUUUGGCGCACACGGAUAUUAGGAUAUUUAUUGGAGGCAAUUAUGGUUUUGGAAUAUGGGCUAACCAUCAGAAGAUAUGUCUGGCAGUACAAAAUUCAACUGGUGCAUUUAUAUUCUCUUUUGGGAGCUCUGCCCCUGGCUUAUGAGUGGUACUGUAUGCUGGAAGUCAAGAAUAUCCUGGUUGAAACAGUUUCACACCAUAUCUUGCCCCAAAUGCUGAAUUCACCACUUUGGUCAGAGACUGGUGAUCUCUUGAGCGAUUACUUGAAAUUUAUGGAUGAUCAUUUAAGAGAAUCUGCUGAUUUAACUAGUGUUGCAUACAGACAUCGUAACUACUCGAAAGUAAUAGAGUUUGUUCAGUUCAAAGAACGCCUUGGGCAUUCUAGUCGACUUCUGACAGCAAGGCUUGACGUGCCCAUUUUGCAACUGAAGAAGAAGGCAAAUAGUCUUGAGGAAGUUGAGUGUAUUUUUGAAAAUCUGAAUUGUGGUUCCAAAUUGCUUGAGAUGUCAAAUGAGAAUAAAAUGAAAGUUUUGACAUUUAAUGAAGAUUUUCAUGCAAGACCUUGGUGGUCUCCUACCCCCAAUAUAAAUUAUCUUGCAGAUAAUUUUGAAGAAGGAUUUCCAUGGUUAAAAGAGAAAUUGAACAAGAAGAAGAAAGCUGUAGAAGAGGAAGGCAUUGUGAAGAAAUUAAUUGAGAGGAAAUCUCUUCUUCCUCGGCUAAUCUAUCUAUCAAUUCAGAUCAGUCCCAUUUCACUUAAAGAAAACGUGGGUAAUGGCUCUUUACAUGAUGCUGAUGCCAUCGGAGAGAUAAAAUCGCUUUUGGAGAAAUAUGCUAGGAACAUAGGUCUUUCUUUUGAUGAUGCAAUGAGUCUGCUGCUUGCCAUCUUCAAGGGUCAAAAACCUCUAAAGGAUCUAGGUCCAGAUAUCAUCAGCUGGCUAAACUUUACAGUUUUUGUUAAUGCAUGGAAUUUAUGCUGCCAUCAGUUGGAGUCACCCAGAAAGGAUAGCUCUAUGAAUUCAUGGAGUGUUGUAGAUUACAUGUUGAGGUCCUGUAUUUCUGAGCAAUUAACACAUCCAGAGACUGUACUUGCAGUUCCAGGAAGCAACCUUCCAGUUUUGGUGCAGCUGGUAGCAGAGCCUUUGGCUUGGCAUAUUUUGGUAAUUCAGUCAUGUAUCAGAUCAAUGCUUCCAGCAGGGAAAAAGAAAAAGAAAACUGGUUUGGUGGAUUCCCUGAACUCAUCCUAUGCUCAUGCUGUAUGUGAUUCAGUUCAGUGCUUAAUUUCGGUGCUACAAGAUAUAGGUAAGUGGGUGUCUAAUCAAAUUAGAAAGUCCGAGGAUCAGGAUGUGGAUAGACUACUGUCUCAUUUACAGAGAAGCAGCAGCAAGGAAGAACUAGGCUCUAUUCUUUCUAUAUUAGAAGCGAGUGAAUCUAUGAGCGUGUCUGAAGUAGGAGAGAGAAUAUCAGCAGCUUCACAAUCGUGGAGUGCUGCAACCGUGUGCAGAAAAAUAUCUGCAGCACAACAUAGCUUGCUAUCGCAGUUUCUCAGCAUAUGUGAAUCCAAGUUGAAGCUGCUAUAUUCCAUUAACAAGUCGAUAUAGACUGGCAGGCAGGAACUGAGGUGAGUUUCUGUAUUUGGAGUUCGUGAUGGCAAUACACAAACAAUGGUCAUCUGAUAUUGCCUGUUGACUACGAGCAAAAGCCUCACAUUCAAACUCCAUCUUUUCUCCUGACAGCAUGUGCGGAUUGUAAAUUUUUGAAUAUGUUAAUUCUUGUAAUACCUUUUUAUCUUCCUCUUAUGAUACCAAUGAGGUAUUUAUAGUGAGGUUUUUCUACAUCUAUUUAAAUCAGGAUUACAGUUCAUCCCUUGAACAUAUGUAAACACUUCUACUGUUUGAAUUUUAAGGAAAAUGAAGUUUGCAAACAA